Messenger RNA from Penaeus monodon (black tiger shrimp), 770 nucleotides. RefSeq names its product ubiquitin-conjugating enzyme E2 G1-like (gene Ube2g1). The record is from RefSeq and is a predicted model, not a curated record. NCBI's taxonomy places the organism in Eukaryota, Metazoa, Arthropoda, Malacostraca, Decapoda, Penaeidae. Gene Ontology annotation, molecular function: ubiquitin conjugating enzyme activity. Gene Ontology annotation, biological process: proteasome-mediated ubiquitin-dependent protein catabolic process; protein polyubiquitination.
UGAGUGUCCGUGCUGAGCGCAUGCGCGGGUGUGCUGCCAGACCCAGGGAUACACACACCACCUUCACUCUCUCUCGGUUUUUUCAUUAUUUUCCGACAUGGGUGAACCACAGAGUGCUCUGCUCCUCCGGAAACAGUUAGCAGCGAGGGCGGUUUUUUUAAAGCACAUUUAAUAUUUCCACGAGAAUAUCCCCUUCGGCCGCCCAAAAUGAAGUUUAUUACAGAUAUUUGGCAUCCAAACAUUGAAAAGAAUGGAGACGUGUGUAUCUCAAUUUUGCACGAACCCGGUGACGACAAGUGGGGUUACGAAAAGGCGUCGGAACGUUGGCUUCCAGUGCACACGGUUGAAACUAUCCUUAUCUCGGUCAUCAGUAUGCUAGCAGAUCCUAAUGAUGAAAGUCCAGCCAAUGUUGAUGCAGCAAAAGAAUGGCGUGAAGAUUACACUAACUUUAAGAAAAAAGUUGCCCGUUGUGUUCGAAGAAGUCAAGAGGAUUAGGAGCUGUAGGCUAUUAGCAUAUCCCUGGUUUUAAGAAAAGUAAUAAAAUGUGGUUGCCAUUCCCAAGAGACUACCCAUCAUCUCAUGUUUGGACAGCAACAACUGCCAACUCUGUGACUAGCCUGAAAAGAAGUGAUAACUGAGAUGUCUUGCGGCAUCUUGCAAAUGUUGGCAGGGAGGAAGAGUGAAAUGGGUCAUCCAAAGGUGGCCUUCAAACUUCAAAAGAGGAAAUGGAUGGAUAUUGGUUGUUCAAACACGUUGAUAAACAAUUCUGU